This is a messenger RNA of Aspergillus heteromorphus CBS 117.55, 1593 nucleotides long. Its product is annotated as KR-domain-containing protein. Gene Ontology annotation, biological process: secondary metabolite biosynthetic process; fatty acid biosynthetic process. The annotation marks the transcript as partial. Gene Ontology annotation, molecular function: oxidoreductase activity; fatty acid synthase activity; phosphopantetheine binding. The transcript is spliced from 3 exons. Lineage: Eukaryota; Fungi; Ascomycota; Eurotiomycetes; Eurotiales; Aspergillaceae. The record is from RefSeq and is a predicted model, not a curated record.
AUGACCUUCACGGAGGGCGCUGCACUGCCCACUUCCCUUUGGGUAGCCUACCACGCUAUGUAUCAGGUAGCAAGAGUCGAAGAAAGAGAAACUGUGUUGAUCCACCAGGCGUCCAGCAGCGUUGGUCAGAUGAUGAUCCAGCUGGCGAUCAAUCGAGGUGCACGUGUUCUGGCGACUGCAAGCACAACCUCGAAGAGAGAGUUUAUCCGCAAUAAGUUCGGCAUUCCAUCGAACUACAUAUUGGCGAUUGAUGAACCUUUGUUCCGCAGGAAAUUAUAUGAGUUGACUGAUGGACAAGGCGUGGAUGUAGUGAUCGGUUCCCUGGCUAGUCCCAGUUAUUUCGACUUCUCUGAGUGUCUUUCACAUUGCGGUCGCAUCGUCGAUAUCAGCCUGGAAGUGCCACGAGGCUCAGCCAACGCCAUUCCUCGCAAGCAGGUUAAAAGCAUGUCUCACACUUCCUUCAACGUGUCAGACAUUCUCCAGAGGAAGCCGGAUUUCGUUCAUCGGUGCUUUAAGAAAGCGGUCAAAUGCUACCUCGAAGAAAAUAUCAAGCCGCCGCAGCCUCUAAGGACAUUCCAAGCCGGGGAUGUUGAGGAGGCAUUCCGAAGUUUUCGGGACCCGGAGAGGGCCGGAAAGCGCGUCGUCGAAUUGACAGAAGGGACGGCCUUUGACGUGGACUGUGUGACUAAGCCUCUUUACACCUUUCCGGCCAACGCCUCCUAUAUCAUUGCAGGGGGGCUUGGGGGGCUCGGUCGAAGCUUUGCGCGAUGGAUGGCAAGCAGAGGGGCGCGCUAUCCGAUCCUUCUCAGUACAAGUUCGAAGAUGACUGGGUCGUGGAAUCUCCACCGGGCCCUUCCGGAAGAUCUGGACUUCUUCGUACUCCUGGCCUCGCUCAACGGGAUCUUCGGAAGUCGAGCACAGGCCAACUAUGCAGCCGGAAACACCUUCAAGGAUGCGCUUGCUCACUACCGGCUGGCUCGCGGACAAAAGGCCGUCUCCAUCGACCUUGGUCUAAUGGUGGCUGAAGGUGUCGUUGCGGAGAGCGAGUUCCUGUUGGCCUCGAUGCGUCGAAUUGGACAUCUCAUGGAAAUCGCACAGGAAGAGCUGAUUGCCCUGAUCGAUUACUACUGUAAUCCUAAUUUACCGUUGCUCUCGGUUGACGAUGCACAGGUUCUCGUUGGAAUUGAAAUGCCCUGUGCAGUGAUGGCAAAGGGGAUAGACCUGCACCAUUCAAUUCGGAGGCCGAUCUUCAGUCAUUUGUUUCGAAUGGGGACACCCGGAUCUUCGGGCGAUCCAAACCGGACUAACGCCGUGGAUAUGGAUCUUCCUGCCACAUUGAAGGCGGCGCCCUCGCAGGAUGAGGCGGCUACCCUUGUCAGCGAGUGGGCCUCUGCAAAGGUCGGCCAAGUUUUGGGGCUGCCAGCAUCCGAUAUUGAACCAAGUAAGCCAAUCCACACUUAUGGGAUUGAUUCACUGGUCGCUGUUGAUUUGAAGAACUGGUUUGAGAGGGAGAUCGGUGCAAGUCUCACGGUUUUUGAUCUGAUGGGAAAUGCCCCAUUGCGGCAGCUGAGUGCACUGGCGGCACUAAAUAGU